Coprinopsis cinerea okayama7#130 is the source of this 1902-nucleotide messenger RNA. RefSeq lists its product as hypothetical. The transcript is spliced from 3 exons. The coding region runs from base 1 to 1902 and encodes 633 amino acids. Lineage: Eukaryota; Fungi; Basidiomycota; Agaricomycetes; Agaricales; Psathyrellaceae. The record is from RefSeq and is a predicted model, not a curated record. Gene Ontology annotation, cellular component: TRAPPIII protein complex.
AUGGCCAGCGACGGACCUACCCAUUUGCUGUCGCUCAAGGUUAUGCGAGUCUCUGCACAUUCUUCGGCAUCGAUCCUAUCCCUGCAAGGCUCUUCUCCACUCCCUGGUCAUCCAAAGACGCUACGCGAUCUAACACACGCCUCAGAACUCCUCACCCUUCCAGCUUCCUUUGGGUCCAUCCAACUCGGCGAAACCUUCUCCAGCUGCCUCUGCGUCAACAAUGAAGCCACCUCCGCUGUCGAGGUCAAGCAAAUCAAGGUGGAGAUGCAGACUGUCACAACCAAGGUGACCCUCUCUGAACUUGAUGAAACUGGCCCGACCAAGAUGUUGGAAGCGGGGGACAGCCUGGAGACGAUCGUGCACCAUGAGAUCAAGGAACUCGGACAGCAUGUUCUCGCGUGCACUGUCACGUAUAGGCUACCUCCGAGCGCAAGGCCAGUUCCCGGUGCUGCUGAGGAUGCGAGUGAUCCCAGCCUGUUGACCUUUAGGAAGUUCUACAAGUUCGCGGUCACGAAUCCCUUAUCUGUGAAGACCAAAGUCCACACCAGCAAGUCACCCUCGGCUUCGCUAUCUCUAGACGAGCGCGACAAGUUGUUCCUCGAAGUCCACAUCCAGAAUUUGACGCCAGCCUCGAUGUUCUUCGAGAAGAUGCGAUUCGAGUGCGCCGAGGGCUUCGAUGUGGACGAUAUUAAUGGACCAGUGUUUUCGGGAAGCUUUGCGACGAUGCAACCACAGGAUACUCGUCAAUAUGUCUACAUCUUGACGCCCAAAUCUACGACCGUGGCUCCACCCGCUCUCCCGCCAGGGAGUAUCAUACCGCUGGGAAGAUUGGACAUAUCGUGGAGGUCUUCUUAUGGCGAACCGGGACGUCUGUUAACCUCUAUGCUUACGCGACGUAUCCCAUUCCCGCAGCCCCAGCAGCAACAACCUGUUUCAGCUGUUCCUUCCUAUCUCAAGCGUGCGGUGGCGGGUGGGUCGAUCUCGAGACCUCAAUCGCCUCAACAAUCGAGGCCCAUGUCUCCGCCUGUAUCAGCUCAGCGACCUGGGUCUCCAGCCUUCCAGUCUCCCAAUCGACCCCAAUCCAUGGGUGGACAACCUAUCCGGCCACAAUCCCCUUCGACGGCGACAAUGCCCGCUGGUGGACACGGUUUCCCCCAUGUAACGGACGUGGAGGUCAGUUUGAUUGUGAAGUAUUUGCCAAGGAAGGAUAUCGUGGUGGAGAAACCGUUCGCCGUUACGUUUGGUCUUGUGGUUACGAGGAAUCCGGAUGUGGGGAAGAGGAAGUUGGUGUUUGCGGUGCAGCAUUUGAGGCCACCAAAGGCUAUUCAACAGCAGCCCUUGACCGCUCAACCUCAGGCACACCCUCAAGCGGCCGGGAGUAUGGACAUGAUGAGUCCCAGGGCACCUUCGUCUGGGUUUGCGACGCCUCAAUCGGGGGCGGCCACACCUUUCAACUAUGCGCUUGCUCACCAGAAGAUAUUGGACGUAGCUAAUGCGGCCAAAUCGCCUCUUGUUGACAGUCCGAUAGGGGAAGGGCACGACACGCCUGGGGGUGCGGGAGCGCAACACAGCAACCCGAUUCUACCUAUCCCCUACUUUGAGGGCUACGACGAACUUCGGCCACUUUCGGAUGGGGUAAUUGCUACUGGCGCCUCGGCUGUGUUCCUACCGCCCAUUACGCUAUCCUCAGGCGAGGAAGGGACAGCGAAUAAUCCUGCUGUCCAAGAGUUUCAGUUGACAUUUGUCCCUGUUAGGCGAGGAUUCGUCACGAUCGGUGGGCUGCGGAUAUUGCUGGUGGAGGACACCACGGAGACUGAGGGAGAAGAGCCGAGGUGGAAACCAACGAGAAUACAGACUCUCAAAGAAUACGAUGUUAUUGGAGAGGUUUGGGUGCCUUCGUAG